UCCCUGGAAGUCCAGCCGGAUUGUCCGCGAGAUCUGUUGGGGGGAUUUUUACAACCAAACUGGGAUCUAUGAGUGGGAAGGUGAUCAAGUCAAAGGAAGAAAAAGAUGCUUCUAAAGUUAUGGAUGACGCGCCCCCGGGCACACAGGAGUAUAUUAUGUUACGGCAAGAUUCCAUCCAAUCUACGGAAUUAAAGAAAAAAGAAUCCCCCUUUCGGGCAAAGUGCCAUGAAAUCUUCUGUUGCCCUCUGAAGCAAGUCCACCUCAAAGAGAACGCAGAACCCGAAGAACCACAGCUUAAAGGCAUAGUAACGAAACUGUACAGCCGGCAAGGGUAUCACUUGCAGCUGCAGGCAGAUGGAACUAUCGAUGGAACCAAAGAAGAAGAGAGUACCUAUACUUUGUUUAACCUCAUACCUGUGGGUUUACGAGUGGUGGCGAUCCAAGGCGUUCAAACAAAAUUGUACUUAGCAAUGAACAGUGAAGGAUAUUUGUACACAUCGGAACAUUUCACGCCAGAAUGCAAGUUCAAAGAAUCGGUUUUUGAAAACUACUACGUGACUUACUCAUCCAUGAUCUACAGACAACAGCAGUCAGGAAGAGGCUGGUACUUGGGUCUUAACAAAGAAGGGGAAAUCAUGAAAGGGAACCACGUCAAGAAAAACAAGCCCGCUGCACACUUCCUUCCAAAACCAUUAAAAGUGGCUAUGUACAAAGAGCCCUCACUCCACGAUCUCACAGAAUUUUCCCGGUCUGGCAGCGGAACUCCCACGAAAAGCAGAAGCGUCUCAGGAGUGCUAAAUGGCGGGAAAUCCAUGAGUCAAAACGAAUCGACGUAGCCAGGUUUGGGGAGCUAGUGGAAGCGAUGUUUGAUGGAACCUUACCUCUGGAACUGCUGUUGAGAAACCUUCGUUAGCCACCUACCAUCCAACCGUUCCGGACAAACCAAUGGACUGCCAUAGGUCACAUUUGUCUUAUCAGCCAUUUUAGACCUUCUGGUUGUUCAAAACUACCGCCACUAAUAAUAAUGCUAAUAAAAAAUGGGGAGAGCUCUCAAUAAAGUAGAGUGUGCUUGUGCAAUCUCACAAGGGUAACCAGACAAACGUAAGUCAAGGCAUAGAAACACGGAGAAGAAAUACCCAUCUCUCUCGCUCUCCUUUUAUCUCUUUAAUCUCACCUGUGCUUUGUGAAAAGAAAAGGGGGGGGGGCAUUAAGAAGCAGAAAACAUUUUCACAGCACAUAACUGCUGACCUGAAUUUGCUUUCCCACCAAGAGAGAAAUCCAAUCGACGACCACUUUUUUUGCUCUUUGAGGGAAGUUUUAAUGCUUAAUGUUUUAUAUAUACUAGCAUUAGAGGGGCAAAUACCAGGAAUAUGUACACUCUGUGGGUUUUUUUUUUCUCAGCUUACCAUUUUAUAUCUCUUGUGGCUUGGUAAGGAAAACAAACCCAAGUAUAUUCUUUUAAUUUGGAAUAGUGCAACUUUUUUGCUUUCUUAAUUCCAGGGGUCUUCUUUGGAGCUGUGCCUCUACAAGAAAAAAUGAAGCUAAUAGUAGUAUAAUAUUGUGGGGGUGGGGGUGAGAUUAGAUUUGAUGCUGAAUCUCAGCAAAAAAAAGUGUUCUUGUGGUUUUAAAACACACUGAAAUAUAUACUUUUUUUUAUAGAUUUGUAGUAUUCCGUUUAAAGUCCUUGUGCUGACCCCAGUCUGUAGGAACCGAGGUGUUACGUUAACCCCCCAGUCAGUGAAAGAUGUUUUAUAUUUAAAAAAGGGGAUCAAGUUAUCCCUGCUAUGUAGAUUUUAUUUUUCUCCUCUCUCCCUUUCUCUCUCUCUCUCUCUCUCUUAAUUACAUUUUAUGUAUCAUAUUAAAAAAGAAAAUUUAGCAUCGUGGCUUCUUUUUUCUAAAGACAGAAACUGUGGAACUAAGGUGACUUAACAGUUUUUUUUAUAUAAGAAAAAACAUCUUA
Elgaria multicarinata webbii is the source of this 1960-nucleotide messenger RNA. It is a transcript of the gene FGF13, whose product is annotated as fibroblast growth factor 13. The record is from RefSeq and is a predicted model, not a curated record. Lineage: Eukaryota; Metazoa; Chordata; Lepidosauria; Squamata; Anguidae. Gene Ontology annotation, cellular component: cytoplasm; nucleus. The transcript is spliced from 6 exons. Gene Ontology annotation, biological process: regulation of voltage-gated sodium channel activity. The coding region runs from base 69 to 836 and encodes 255 amino acids. Gene Ontology annotation, molecular function: growth factor activity; sodium channel regulator activity.